This is a messenger RNA of Tachyglossus aculeatus (Australian echidna), 488 nucleotides long. RefSeq names its product mitochondrial ribosomal protein L36 (gene MRPL36). NCBI's taxonomy places the organism in Eukaryota, Metazoa, Chordata, Mammalia, Monotremata, Tachyglossidae. Gene Ontology annotation, molecular function: structural constituent of ribosome. The transcript is spliced from 2 exons. Gene Ontology annotation, cellular component: mitochondrial large ribosomal subunit; ribosome. Bases 91 to 414 code for a protein of 107 amino acids. Gene Ontology annotation, biological process: translation; ribosome biogenesis. The record is from RefSeq and is a predicted model, not a curated record.
UUCCCGGCCCGCGGCGUCUUUUUCACGGAUGCGCAUGCGCGCGCCAGGAGUUCCUCGGACUGAGCCGGCGCGGGCAGCUCCCGUUCCAGGAUGGCGUCUGUCUUUGUAAAGAAGAUGAUGGUUGCCGUGGUCAGUCCCCUCCGCCACUGGAGCCGGCAGGCGACGACGGCCCUCCGGAUGCCCCCGCCGCUUCGGCUCGGACCCCUGCCGCCCGUCUGGAUGGGGCUGGGCGGCUGGGCGGGCCGCCCGCUCUUCUCCCGCACCCCGCUCCCCUGCCCGCAGCCCGCCGCCCUGGGCUUCAAGACAAAGGGAGUCCUGAAGAAGCGCUGCAAGGACUGCUACUUUGUGAAAAGGCGAGGACGAUGGUUUGUCCUGUGCAAAACCCACCCGAGGCACAAGCAGCGGCAGCUGUAGCCCCUCGCGCGCCGCCUCGGAGGGGGACGCCGGCACCUCCGCUUGCGCGAAGGUUUCAAUAAAAAGGGAACGUG